AUGCCCCCCGUCCUUGGUCUAGAGAGCUUCGGCUCCGGCUCCGGCGAGGGCAGAUCUCCCACUCCCUCGCGUCUCCACUACCAGUCCCCCGCCUCCGAAUGGUCUGAGGCUCUACCAAUCGGCAACGGGCGGCUGGGUGCCAUGGUCUAUGGGCGAACUUCCACCGAGCUCUUGCAGUUGAACGAGGACUCGGUGUGGUACGGCGGGCCACAGGACAGGACCCCAAAAGACGCCCUUCGCCACUUGCGGAAACUCCGACAGCUGAUCCGAGAUGAAAAGCACGCCGAGGCCGAGUCUCUUGUGAGAGAGGCCUUCUUCGCGACGCCCGCGAGCAUGCGGCACUAUGAACCGUUAGGUACUUGCACCAUCGAGUUCGGCCAUGCCACUGAGGAUGUGACGGACUACCGCCGAUACCUAUGUCUAGAGACCGCGCAGACAACUGUCGAGUACCAGUGUCGGGGCGCAUCUUACCGUCGAGUCGCCAUCGCCAGCUUCCCGGACAAUGCGUUGGCGUUCAGGAUCACAGCAUCGGAAGCUACUCGAUUUGUCGUUCGGCUGAACCGAGUCAGCGAGAUUGAGUGGGAGACCAACGAGUUCCUGGACAGCAUCGACGCAAAGGAUGGACAGAUUACACUGAGUGCGACGCCAGGCGGACAGAACAGCAAUCGAUUGUCUACUGUUCUCAAGGUUUCCUGCGACGAUGCGGAAGGGUCCGUGGAGAGUGUCGGUAACUGUGUGGUGGUAACCUCUUCAGCGUGUACGAUUGCCAUUGGCGCUCAAACGACCUAUCGAGAUAAUGAACCCGAAGAAGCCGCUAUGCGUGAUGUCCUCGAGGCGUUGAAGAGUCCGUGGACCACACUGGUUGAGCGUCAUCAGAUGGACUACCGGAACCUCUUUGGGAGAACGAUACUUCGGAUGUGGCCCGAUGCCAAUCAUCUCCCGACAGAUGAGCGAAUCAAACAAAACCGAGACCCUGGACUGGUUGCUCUAUACCAUAAUUAUGGUAGGUAUCUGCUCAUCUCGUCAAGCCGAGACUCUGUGAAGGCGCUGCCCGCAACGCUGCAAGGCAUCUGGAACCCUUCUUUCGCUCCACCGUGGGGAUGCAAGUAUACCAUCAACAUCAACCUGCAGAUGAACUAUUGGCCGGCCGGACCGUGUAACUUGACCGAAUGUUCCGUUCCGAUGCUCGAUUUGCUAGAGCGGAUGGCGGAGCGGGGAAAGAAGACGGCAAAGGCCAUGUAUGGCUGUGACGGAUGGUGUGCGCAUCACAACACGGAUAUCUGGGCAGAUACAGAUCCUCAAGACCGAUGGAUGCCCUCUACUAUCUGGCCUCUCGGAGGCGUCUGGGUUUGUAUCGACGUGUUUGAGAUUUUGCAGUAUCAGUACGAUGAGGCCCUUCACAAACGAGCGGCGGCUGUCUUGGAGGGCUGUGUUGUUUUUCUUCUCGACUUCCUAACGCCGUCAGCUUGCGGCAAAUACUUGGUCACGAACCCAUCGCUAUCACCCGAGAAUACGUUCAUCUCUGAUUCGGGCGAUGCUGGUAUCCUUUGCGAAGGUUCCGCCAUCGACAUGACCAUUGUUCGAAUAGCAUUUGAGAAAUAUCUUUGGAGCACUGAUAAACUGCACGUUGAUAGCCAGUUGCGAACCAAGGUGGAGGGGGCCCUCGGCAAGGUGCCCGAGUUGUCUAUCAACGCCGACGGCUUGAUUCAAGAGUGGGGAGUAAAGGACUACAAAGAGCUGGAGCCGGGCCAUCGGCAUGUCUCCCACUUGUUUGGACUGUACCCGGGAGAAAGCAUCAGCCCUUCGAGAUCUCCAGAGCUGGCUGCUGCUGCGAAAAGAGUGUUGGAGCGAAGAGCAGCGAAUGGAGGCGGACACACGGGUUGGAGCAGGGCUUGGUUGCUCAAUCUCCAUGCUCGACUCCUGGAUGCCGAAGGCUGCGGCCAGCACAUGGAUAUGUUGCUCAAGAGCUCGACGUUGGCGAACAUGCUUGAUAAUCACCCGCCGUUCCAGAUUGACGGCAAUUUUGGUGGGUGUACUGGCAUCCUCGAGUGUUUGGUUCAGUCCAGCGUCUUGCAAGAUACCACAGAGACGCAUGUGGUCGAGAUUCGACUACUCCCGUCACGUCCUACAAGCUGGCCCGAUGGUGAGCUUUCACGGGCCCGAACCAAGGGAGGAUGGCUUGUGACGUUGAAAUGGCGGAACGGCAGUAUCACAGAUCCGGUAUUGGUGGAAUACCCUAGUGCUGAAAAUGCUGAGGCUCAAAUUGUUUUCCCCGAUGGUUCUCGGACUAUUGUGCGUGGCGGUGCGCCAUUGUCCAAGCAAUACAUAGAGCUCCAAGCAUAA
Molecule: messenger RNA, 2343 nt
Organism: Colletotrichum phormii
Lineage: Eukaryota; Fungi; Ascomycota; Sordariomycetes; Glomerellales; Glomerellaceae
Product: alpha-L-fucosidase
Exons: 1
Coding region: 1-2343 (780 amino acids)
Biological process (GO): carbohydrate metabolic process
Molecular function (GO): alpha-L-fucosidase activity
Source: RefSeq, a predicted model, not a curated record